Messenger RNA from Cyphellophora attinorum, 795 nucleotides. RefSeq lists its product as uncharacterized. Gene Ontology annotation, cellular component: Mis6-Sim4 complex. NCBI's taxonomy places the organism in Eukaryota, Fungi, Ascomycota, Eurotiomycetes, Chaetothyriales, Cyphellophoraceae. The transcript has a single exon. The coding region runs from base 1 to 795 and encodes 264 amino acids. The record is from RefSeq and is a predicted model, not a curated record.
AUGCCCUCCACAACCUCGUCACCCUCAAUAUCCUCCCAAAAACUCGCUUUCCUCAACCAGCAAACCCGCCUCCUCCAGACGCCCCUCACUACCACCCAACUCCCAGACCCAACCCAACUGCCCCCCAAAGUCCUCGACAAGGCUAUCAAAGACACCAACGCCAAACUCGCUACCCACAACCGGACCCACUUCAGCGCACAAGCCCAACAACAUGUAGCGGAGCAGAUCGAGACGCUAUAUUGGAAUCGUGUUCAUGAGGAGCGGGACCUCUUGCUACAACAGCAGGGCGCUGACGGAGAGGGAGCGCUGGGUGCUGAGACAGCUAUACGGCGGGACAUCAGUCUUCUUGUGGAGGAUGUGGAGGACGUGCAAAGGCUGCUACCACAACGGUGGAAAGAUGUCGUGCUACGAGAUGCUGGGGACAGCGAGGAGGAAAUCGAGCAGCAAGACGAUGGAGAUGAAGACGCUGCAGCGUUCGAGAAGCUACGCGCACAACUCCUUACCCUAACACAACAACGACGGGAUGCACAGCAGAGAUUGAAGCGAUACAAGCACCUACAAGACCUGCUUCGACCGUAUGAGGACGCACAGGAGCACAUCCAGCCGAAUCUCGUGACCAGAGAUGGGGAGCUGGCGAGGGAGAUGGAGAAGCUGCGGUCUCUGCUUGUUAGGGUUGGUGCGAGGAUGGGGCAGCACGGUGGAGCGACCGGUCACCGGGAGAGGCCGGAAGAGGAGGAGCAGCCGCAGGCAUUGUCGUUUGAUCGGCGGCUUGAUGUGCUGAUGGGCGGAGACUAA